Messenger RNA from Pipistrellus kuhlii (Kuhl's pipistrelle), 2286 nucleotides. RefSeq names its product deoxyribonuclease 1 like 3 (gene DNASE1L3). The record is from RefSeq and is a predicted model, not a curated record. The transcript is spliced from 8 exons. Gene Ontology annotation, biological process: programmed cell death involved in cell development; apoptotic DNA fragmentation. NCBI's taxonomy places the organism in Eukaryota, Metazoa, Chordata, Mammalia, Chiroptera, Vespertilionidae. Gene Ontology annotation, cellular component: nucleus. Gene Ontology annotation, molecular function: DNA nuclease activity. The coding region runs from base 192 to 1106 and encodes 304 amino acids.
AUGAUCUUCAGUUCCUCAGAGAAGUGAAAGCAGCAGCCAGGAAUCCGGUCAUUCCUGUUGUCUGCGGGCUUUAUAAGUCUGCGGAGGGCGAGGAGGUGGCCUGAAGACGAAGACUUGCUGGGACUCCACUCACUGCUGCGCUCAGGACACUGCCGUCCUCCACCCAGCCCGAGCCCAGGAGCAGCGCCAGGAUGCCUCGGCCGCCGGCUGCCCUGCUUCUCCUCCUCCUCGCCACCAAUGGCGCCCUCGCCCUCAGGAUCUGCUCCUUCAACAUCAGGUCCUUCGGGGAGAGCAAGAGGGAGAACCAGAAGGUCAUGGACAUCAUUGUGAAGGUCAUCAAACGCUGUGACAUCAUACUCCUGAUGGAAAUCAAGGACAGCACCAACCAGAUCUGCCCCACACUGAUGGAGAGGCUGAAUGGAAAUUCAAGAGCCACAACAUACAACUGUGUGAUUAGCUCUCGGCUCGGAAGAAAUACAUAUAAAGAACAGUAUGCCUUUAUCUACAAGGAAAAGCUAGUGACCGUGAAGGAAAGAUACCUCUACCAUGAUCUUCAGGAUGGAGACACAGAUGUAUUUUCCAGGGAGCCUUUUGUGGUCUGGUUCCAGUCACCCCUAACCGCCGUCAAGGACUUCGUGAUCGUCCCCCUGCACACCACCCCCGAGGCCUCCGUGAAAGAGAUUGAUGAGCUGGCCGACGUCUACAGGGAUGUGAAACGCCGGUGGAAGACGGAGAACUUCAUCUUCAUGGGGGACUUCAAUGCCGGCUGCAACUACGUCCCCAAGAAGGCCUGGAGCAGCAUCCGCCUGAGGACCGACAGCCAGUUCGUGUGGCUGAUCGGGGAUGAAGAGGACACUACUGUCAGGAGCAGCACCGACUGUGCAUAUGACAGGAUUGUGCUGAGAGGACGAGAGAUGGUCAACUCCGUGGUACCCAAGUCCAACAGCGUCUUUGACUUCCAGAAAGCAUAUAGGUUAACUGAAGAGGAGGCCCUGGAGGUCAGUGACCACUUUCCAGUUGAAUUCAAACUACAAUAUUCAAAGGACUCCACCAGCAGGAAAAGAUCUUUCUCUUACCGGAGGAGAACCAGGGCCCGCCGCUUCUAAUGCCAGGGCACCGCUUUAUUAACCGCUUCCUGCCUCUAAACAAACAGCUCUCACAGCGCAAACUGCUCCCUGCGGCCAGGAAACAAGACUGGCCCCGCUGCCCUCAUUGUCCAACUUGGAUUUAAUCCAACUUGACCCGAACUGAGAGGAGACGCUUCCAUUAGCCCCAUGGCUGGUGCCUCCCCUGAACUGCCCAGGAGGAAGCGGGGCUUGUGCAGCCAAAAGAAGGGUUUUCACACCCUGAACCAGAGUCCUGUCGCCAGCUCGGCCGCUGCCCAGCCUGGCCCCGGAGAAGCGGCCGCAGGAGGAAGAUGAUCUGCUUCUAGCCUCACGAGGGAGCCUGUGCCACCAGAAAUGACCAGAAAUGCCUAGGCCCCCACGGCACCCCAGGAUUCGGGCAGUUCACUGUUUGGGGGAUCUGGCCCCUUGUCUGAGGUCGGCCACCAUCACAUCUCACCGGGAUGAAGGAUGAAGGCUUCUCCCUCCUGACCUUCCUGCCUCUGAAUCAUCCUCCAACUCAGCCAGCCCCGGGACCGCCAGUGUCCUCCUUCGAAAUGUCAUUCUGACCACAGGCCACCCUUGUUCUCCUCCCUCUCCCCCCCCAAUUUGGAGAGAGCUCAGAGGGUCUGGACACCGCGAAGGUCUCUAUAUCAGGGGCGUCAUGUCAGACUCUCCCCUUCGUCCCACCUGGCCGCCUCCUCCCUGUGCCCGCGUGCCCUGUCCCAUCCCAUCCCAGUGUCCCGGCCCCAUGUCGGCUGCAUCCCCCGGUCACAUUCACCGCAUUGCAUUGGCACCCAGGCCACUGCUGGCGCUCCGUGGGGGACCAGUGGAUCAGAGGCCCAGGUGACCCGCAGAGACGCGAGGAUUUCAUCCCGUUUCUCUAGCCAAAGAGCUGCAGGGGCCCCAGCGGCAGGGCCCAGGCCACCUGCGCCCUGACCGGCGGCCGCCCUUGCUGGCUUUGCUGUUUUCCUCACAUCACUUCCUGGUUCAGGCAGCACAGGACAUGGCUGCCUGCACGGGCAGCACCAGAGGAAACACAGGCACAAAGGAUGCCGCCCCCAUCCCUCCACCCCCCCCUCCCUCCUGUCUCCGAAGCAACCCCUCUUCCCAGCUAUGCAUUCUGCCAGCCUGUACACAAUGAGCACCUGUGUAAGCUUGAAAAUACAGAGAAUGCACACUA